Messenger RNA from Suillus clintonianus, 4928 nucleotides. RefSeq lists its product as uncharacterized. Gene Ontology annotation, cellular component: endoplasmic reticulum membrane. NCBI's taxonomy places the organism in Eukaryota, Fungi, Basidiomycota, Agaricomycetes, Boletales, Suillaceae. Gene Ontology annotation, molecular function: zinc ion binding. The record is from RefSeq and is a predicted model, not a curated record. The coding region runs from base 337 to 4749 and encodes 1470 amino acids. The transcript has 14 exons.
UGCAAAGUGUUAGGCAUGGCAUGAUGGGAUUUCUCAGCCACAUCACGCUUUCAAAUCACUCCCCACAUGGUCUUAUUCGGCCACGCCGAAGACUAGUAAGUGACUUGUGCCAGUACCUACCUAGUCCAUUUCUUUAUAGUUUCCGUUCUUACCACCAGUCACAUCAGACCAACUUUCCAGUGAUUGUCGUCCACAUAAUACUCCAGGGCGCCUGGAAUCUUCAACAGAGUCCAGAAAUUAGCAUUUCUGAAGGCAUUAUCACAACCUGCCACCCUGACGCUCGUCGAGCCGCUCAGUGUGGAACGGAGUUACGGUUUGCCAACACGAGUCAUACGCAUGCAGGAGGCAGAGGAGCAAGAUACAUGUCGAAUCUGCAGCGCGCCUGGCGACUUGGAUCAGCCGCUCUUUUAUCCCUGUAAAUGCUCUGGCACUAUCCGGUAUAUCCACCAAGACUGUUUGACAACAUGGUUAUCUCACAGCAAGAAGAAGACCUGCGAUGUCUGCAAACAUCCAUACUCAUUUACAAAAGUCUAUGCAGCUGAUAUGCCCUCAACACUUCCACCACUUCUUUUGUUCCGCCGCCUUGCUCAGCAGGCAUUAUUUGCCGUCCUUUUUGGUCUGCGGGCUAUUAUGGUCGGAACCGUCUGGCUUGCCGUGCUACCUUGGAUUACCAUUUGGACAUGGAGAGUUUAUUUCACAAUGGGCGAAUCAACUGCAUGGUGGAUAAGUGGUCGUGGUCGACCAUAUGCUGACUUUUUUGGGAUGAAUGGCCCCACCGCUUCUUUGAAUGGUUCCUUUGCUGGUCUCGGACUUCCUUCCAACGCCACACUAUAUCAACGUCUUUCCAAUCGCCCAUUCUGGUCGAUGCUAUCUGCUGACAUUUUCGCCGGACAAAUCAUUGCCUCCCUUAUUGUCUUAAUAUUUGUUGCAAUAUUUCUUCUUAGGGAAUGGAUCUCGCAGAAUGCUCGACCGGGGGUAUUUGAGGAUGAGGAUGGCGGCGCGAUACCUCCUGCCCCUCAACUUGGCGACCUUCCCGCAGUUGCAGUAGAAGAGCCUGUCAAUGUGCCGAUUCCAGAUGAGAAUGGUCAUGAUGCUCGUCGUGCCCUUCAAGAGGCAGCUCUCGAUGCACGACAUCAAGGGAGAGUCAUGCGUGCUCGUCGAGGUGCCGGUGUCGCUCAAAGGCAAGGUCUACGCCAACGUGACCCAAUAGAGAUGGACCGAACCCUGGCUCUUCGAAAUCGUCCUCUCGACAGACUUCCUUUUCCCCUUGAGCCAGCCCCUCAGCUUCCUCAAGUUCCCCGAGAGCAUCCACCACCGUAUGAAGACAAUCAUCAGCUUCGGAAAGGAAAGGGCAGAGCGGAAGAAGCUGAUGAUAUUGAAGAAGGGUCCUCAGACCUUCACUCCCAACGACGUAUACGCAGGAGGAUUCACACCGAGGAAGACGAGAGUACGUCUCGUGAGACUGAUGAUAGUCAAGCCGCUCAACCUUCUACUUCGCUCAAUGGAGGGGAGGCAUUGGCAUUCCCGUUUACUUUCACGGUUGCUAGCACUAUCAGCUCGAAUGUCCCAGAACCAUCUAGCAGUAAUGAUCCCGUCCUCGACCCAUCGACCUUCAACGGGAGGUAUCCCUGGAAUGCAGACUCCCAAAUUGACUCGCAACCAACUUCUUCCUCUGUCUCUCCUUCAACGACACCUUCACUUCAUGUCAAUAUUGGCACUCCGCUGCGGCGACCUCCCAUGGCAAACUCCACUGUUUUUGCGGAAGGGGCGACACCUAACAAACUUCAGCUAAGCCCAGCUCUGCCACUGUCCUCACCAAGCCUCGCAAUGUAUCUCGCACCAGAAGAGCUGGAAGCUGGACCAUCAUCUUCUGGACCAUCGGGGUACUUUGACAACAAUGAACGCUCGAGAGAGGAACUCGAAGAUGAAUAUGAGCGCUUCUUCCGUGAACCGGAGUCAACUACCCCCGACUUACCUCCUCCAUCCGACACGCAGGAUCAAACAUCUAUUGCCACUAUACCAGAUACACCCUUCGAGGAUAAUGACGAGGAAGACGAUGAUGAAGGGGAGGAGGAUGACAUUCCAGCGCAACUUCCUGCAGCCGAGGUUCGGAUUUUGGAUGAUGAGGACGACGAAGACGAUGAAGGCGACGAGUUGAUCAACCCUCACGAUGAGAACGUCGCUGCACCUGCUCAGAUGCCGGUUGCACUCCAGCCUGGUGAGAUUGAUGAUCUAGAACCGGGAGUCGAGGAUGAUUUGGACGGAGCCAUGGAAGCUAUUGGAUUGAGGGGGCCUAUCCUUGGGGUUUUUCAAAACGCGGUCCUUAUGGUCUUCGUUCUUGACACCGCGAUUGGCUUCGGCGUAUGGCUUCCAUUCACCUUUGGAAAGACGACUGCUCUGUUAUCGCUCGACCCUCCACGGGCACUGUAUAUCCUGGAUCUCCCAAUUCGAGCCAUGAGAGUUAUUACAGAUCCCAUUGUGGAUCUUGUAACAGUCGUUCUUGGCCUGUUCGUCUUCCCUGGCCUGUAUUGGUCCGUUCGCCUGGUUUUGAAUGUCGUACUGCUCCUCGCCAAUCGGAAAGUCAGCGCUGACGAGAUUAUCAAGUGGACGACCUUGAAGAUUACAACUAUGUGUGAGAAUGCUUUCGCAUCCUUGCAGACACCCUCGCCUUCCUCUGCCAUUACGUUGUCACAGCGUCUUGAAAACUUCUUGGAAGGUGACUCAGUAAUCGCGCGGUACUUGGAACCAUAUUUUGCAACUCUGGGUCGCGAGGUUCGAUCUGCCUCCGAGCAAGUGCACACUUCAUGGGUCAACCUGACUAUGGGACAAGGGACGUGCGAAAAGGUAUUCGCCAUUAUACUGGGCUACGGCGUAGUCGGCGUCCUUCUUGCUAUUUACCUAAACUUGUUCACUGUUGGUAACGCAAGAAGCGCGGGACGAGCUAUCCGAAGUGCAGUACGGCAGCAGCUCCUAGUGGUCAAAGUGGCCAUGUUCAUUGUUAUCGAGCUCGUGAUAUUUCCGCUUGGAUGUGGCAUCAUGCUCGACAUCUGUACGGUUUGGGUCUUUCCUGAAGCCUCCCUCGAGUCACGUGCUGCCUUCUUCACUCAAGCCCCAUUGACGGCAAUGUUCUAUCACUGGGUCGCUGGAACCAUGUUCAUGUAUCAGUUUGCCAUUCUGUUGGCAGGAUGUCGGAACAUCAUGCGCCCCGGAGCGAUGUGGUUCAUCAAGGAUCCUCAAGAUCAGAACUUCCACCCAAUCCGUGACAUCCUGGAUAGGCCCACAUUCACUCAGUUCCGCAAACUCCUCAUUAGCGCUUUCAUGUACGCCAUGGUGGUUGCGUGUGGAGUGGCAACUCUUGCUGUUCUACUUUUCGUUGGCAACAGGUCGAUUUUCCCUCUUCGGUGGAAGACACGCGAGCCGAUAUCCACUGUCCCUGUAGAUCUCAUUUUCUUACAGUUUGCUUUGCCAUACACGAUGCGCUACCUCAAGCCCAGGAGAUCUUUCCAUCGGUGGGCCGUCCGCAUCUGGAAGAUGGUCGCAGCAAGGUUGCGUCUGACGUCGUAUAUGUUUGGCGACCGCCACUCGGACGAGGAAUUCACAUCACAGUUUGACAGUUGGAUUACUUACCUCCGCAGGUCAUCGGGGGACAUAGAGGCUGCUAGCAGAACGGCCGAUGGGACUUUCCGUCGUGUGCCCGCAAGUGACAACAUCGCACUUCCGAAGGAUAUGCGUGCCACCGCGGAAGUGCUGGUGGAUGGGACUCCCGCCAACCCUGCUGCGCAAGAGCUCGUAGCAGCACAAGAUGCAGAAGCCCUAAAGGCCAAGCGUGAUGUCAAGAACGAUUAUCUUAUCGUAUACUUCCCACCUAACUUCCGAAUGAGAAUCUUCGGUUUCAUCGCCUCUGUCUGGGUCAUCGUCGCCGUGUUGGCUGCUAUCUUUAUUGCGGCUCCCGUGCAACUGGGUCGUCACUUCUUCUGCUUGUUCACAUCGAAAGAGCUGCAUGAUGGCUACUCCUUCCUCGCAGGGCUCUACCUUUUUUGGGCUUGCUAUCUCGUGGUCAAAACCGUGGAACGCAUGGAAAAACGCAGACAGCGAAAAGGUGGUGAUGGGCCAAGAGCUGAGUUUGCAGUCUUCUUCGUGAAACGCAGCCUCCUUUGGUUAUCCAAAAUUGCCUAUAUGGGGAUCUUUGUGGGCAUCGUCGUCCCCAUUCUCUUCGCACUCGUCAUCGACAUGUACAUCGUCAUGCCUGUUCGGCUGACUCUCAACCCGACGAUGACUAUUCACAUCCGUAUUGUCGACAUGUGGGCUCUCGGUCUUGUGUAUGGCAAGAUUUUCAUGCGCAUCAACCGACGGCCUCAAUUUGAUGUUGGGCGCGGAGUGGUCACAAUCAUUAACAACGGAUGGACUCAUCCAGACCCCAAACAAGCAACAAAAGAAGUAAUCAUUCCGCUCAUUGGAGGCUUGCUUGGUAUGCUAUUCCUUCCUGCUGCUGUAGUGUGGGGCCUACGGGAAUUCCUCAAUCUGCCGUUAAGUCCCAAAUUCAUGUUUAUGCACGCGUAUCCAGGCAUGUUCGCCACGGUUGGCUUCUAUAGGGCGUCAAUGACCACGUUGAGGUUGUUGUCCUCCUGGUCACAGGCGAUCAGGGAUAAAGAGUUCUUGGUGGAGAUGCGGUUGCAAAAUCUCGAGCCUGCUGCGACGAGCGAAACCAAUGCACAAAAAGGAGGGGCGGAAGGUGAAGGGACCGCUUAGUUUAUUUUCGAUUUUCGAUUUCGAUUUCGAUUUCGAUUUUCGGAGACCGUAGACAUCAUGGCCUGAUGUAUAACAAUGUAUGUUUUUUUUCCACGUUAACCGCGUGCUGGGCGAGUAUGUGGUUGGCAGCCGGAAGGCAGGUGACGUGGGUUUGGCGUGAUUAACAGUGAAGGUUAGAC